AUGCCGACUUCAGUCAACGCACCGUAUCUAGCAAUUGGAGUCGCGCUUGCGGUUGUGGCAUUUGUUGUCCUGCGUAGGCUCUCGAGAUAUGGCAUGCGGCCUGCUGAUUACCCUCCCGGCCCACCGACCCUUCCAAUCAUUGGCAACUUGCAUCAGAUGCCGAUGAAAGACUUGCAUCUCAAGUUUGCAAAAUGGGGGAAGCAAUACGGACCCGUCUUCUCUCUGAAGCUCGGCGCGGACAUGAACAUUAUCGUUCUUAACAAAGACCAGCCAGUGAAAGAUCUGCUUGACAAGCAAAGCAGCAUCUACUCUGUGCGCAUGGACAGCUUGAUUCGCGAAUAUGGAGAUGGACUGAUGAUAACGAAUAGAGACAACGACGAUAUCUGGAGGCGGCAAAGGAAAGCAUACCACCUGCUGCUGAACGGCAACGUUGCAAAUAAGUAUCUGCCGUACCAGUACUUCGAGACUACGCAAUUGCUACAAGAUAUCCUUCAGCGGCCUGACGAUGUGUCGCUUCAUUUGAAGCGGUAUACGACGAGCUUGGGAUCGACGAUUGCAUACGCAUGGAGGACUACUUCGAUCGAUCAGCCAGCCGUGAAGACGAUGUAUCACUGGAUCGAGAGAUGGUCGGCUAUUGGAACGCAGACGAUGGUCACCGAAUGGUGGAAGUUCCUUCGCCCAAUAUAUCGCAUCAUGCCCACCUGGCUGAGCGCUGGCAAGAAAGAGAUGUUCGAGUUGUUAGACAUCGAGAAGAGGUUGUGGAUGAGUCAAUUGGUGAAGGCAAAAGAGAACAUCGAUCGGGGGAACAAGAAGCCCUGUUUCGCCGUCGAUAUGCUGCUCAAUAACAAACAAGGCGACGCGAAGGACGCAAUGACUGACUUGCAGACUGCGUUCAAUGCGGGUCACGCUUGGGCAGGGGCUAGCGAUACGACUCUGAAUACGCUUCUCGCCUUUGUGAAAGCCAUGAUCUUGUACCCAGACGUCCAAGCCAAGGCGCAGGAGGAAAUAGACCGAGUGAUAGGAUCGGAGCGGAUGCCAGACUGGCAUGAUCGAGACAGCCUCCCAUACGUGCGGAGCUGUGUCAAAGAGAGCCUGCGAUGGCUUCCUACUGCACUGACGGGGGUCCCCCACUCAGUGUCCCGCGACGAUACAUACAUGGGCUUCAAGAUUCCAGAGCGCGCUGUCAUAUUCUUCAAUACCUGGGCGAUAAACAAUGACCCCAGCCGCGUCCUCAACCCGCGUCGCUUCCUCCCCGAGCGACAUCUUGACGACUCUACAACCUCCUACGAAUCGGCCUCUCUCCCGGACUGCUCUAAACGCGACCAUUUCACAUUCGGUGCUGGCCGUCGUAUCUGUCCCGGUAUCCACAUUGCAGAUCGCUCGCUCUUUGUAGCUAUAUCGAGGCUUCUAUGGGGCUUCAAGAUCGAGCAGGGCAUGGAUGCGGAGGGGAGGCCGAUACCCCUGAACGCAGAUGUGAUGGGACCUGGUUUCGUAGCGGAGCCGGAGAAAUACGCGUCGCAUUUCGUGCCGCGCACACCAGAGACCGAGAACAAGAUAAAGUCAGAGUGGGCGAAAGCCGCAGUGCUGCUAGACAAAGACGGGAACUACUCGGACGUUUUUUACGACGUCUUUGGACGGGCGUACUUGUAA
This is a messenger RNA of Mytilinidion resinicola, 1650 nucleotides long. RefSeq names its product putative cytochrome P450. Lineage: Eukaryota; Fungi; Ascomycota; Dothideomycetes; Mytilinidiales; Mytilinidiaceae. The record is from RefSeq and is a predicted model, not a curated record. Bases 1 to 1650 code for a protein of 549 amino acids. The transcript is spliced from 9 exons. Gene Ontology annotation, molecular function: iron ion binding; heme binding; oxidoreductase activity, acting on paired donors, with incorporation or reduction of molecular oxygen.